AUGGUCCACCCGCCUCCCCGCAUUCGAGACGCCGACAGCGCGGCAAUCGAGCAGGCCGCCACCCUGCUGAAAGCCGGCGGCCUGGUCGCCUUUCCGACCGAGACCGUCUACGGCCUCGGGGCCGACGCCCGCGACGAUGCAGCGGUCGCGAGGAUCUUCGCCGCAAAGGGACGGCCGCGCUUCAACCCGCUGAUCGCCCACUAUCCGGACGCCGAGACCGCUGCCCAGGACGUCUUGUUCGACGCAGUGGCGGAGCGGCUGGCCGGCGUCUGCUGGCCCGGCCCCCUCACGCUGGUGCUGCCGCGCCGCCCGGACUGCCGGCUCUCGCUGCUCUGCUCGGCGGGUCUGGAGACCCAGGCCGUGCGCGUUCCGGAUCAGCCGAUCGCCCACAGUCUCCUGCAGGCCACCGAGCGGCCCCUGGCCGCGCCCAGCGCGAACCGCUCGGGCCGCAUCAGUCCGACCACGGCACAGGCCGUGGCCAGCGAACUGGGCGAGGCGGUGGAUCUGAUCCUGGACGGCGGGCCCUGCCGGAUCGGACUGGAAUCGACGGUUCUGGAUCUUUCAGGAGAGCGCCCGAGGCUUCUGCGCCCCGGGGGACUGGCGCUGGAGCGUGUGACAGAGCUGUUGGGCGCAGCGCCGGAACCGCCGGGUCCCGAGGAACCGGCCGACGGCGCGGCACGCGCGUCGCCCGGAUUGCUGGAAAGCCACUACGCGCCCGAGACGCCGAUCCGGCUCGACGCGCAGGAUGCGGCUCCCGACGAAGGCCUGCUGGCCUUCGGGCCCUCCGCCCCGGGCGGCGCGGGCGUGACUCUCAACCUCUCGCCGAGCGGCGAUCUGACGGAGGCGGCCGCCAACCUCUUCGCCUAUCUGCGGCGCCUCGACGGCGCCGGCCUGCGGGUCAUUGCCGUCAUGCCGAUCCCGGAUCGGGAUCUCGGCCGGGCCAUCCGCGACCGCCUGCGCCGGGCGGCGGCCCCCCGCCCGCCCCGACCGUAA
Molecule: messenger RNA, 993 nt
Organism: Symbiodinium necroappetens
Lineage: Eukaryota; Dinophyceae; Suessiales; Symbiodiniaceae
Source: the annotation of a GenBank genome assembly